Messenger RNA from Chaetomium globosum CBS 148.51, 390 nucleotides. RefSeq lists its product as uncharacterized. Bases 1 to 390 code for a protein of 129 amino acids. NCBI's taxonomy places the organism in Eukaryota, Fungi, Ascomycota, Sordariomycetes, Sordariales, Chaetomiaceae. Gene Ontology annotation, cellular component: Vps55/Vps68 complex; endosome. The transcript is spliced from 2 exons. The record is from RefSeq and is a predicted model, not a curated record. Gene Ontology annotation, biological process: late endosome to vacuole transport via multivesicular body sorting pathway.
AUGCCAGCCGCCGGCCUCAAGACGAUAAUCGCCCUCUCCUUCGUGCUGGCCGUGGGCUUCCUGCUCGUGAUCCUGUCGUGCGCGCUCUGGCACUCGUACUACCCGCUGCUGGUCGUCGGCACCUACGUGCUGGCGCCCGUGCCCAACUGGAUCUGCAGCCACUGCGCGAACCCGGACGACUUUGUCGAGAGCUCCGGCGCGGCGGUGCUUGAUCUCGGUCGGUUUUGCACGGGGUUCUUGGUGGUGAUGGGUAUUGCGUUGCCCGUCUUGCUCGCGCACUCGAACCUCAUCUCGAUCCCGGCUAUGGUCAUGUCUAUUAUUGGUGGGCUGUUGAUCUACGGGACAAUCAUCAGCUUUACGAUGUUCUUUCAAGAAGAGCAGGAGUUUUAA